Aaosphaeria arxii CBS 175.79 is the source of this 527-nucleotide messenger RNA. RefSeq lists its product as uncharacterized. Bases 124 to 411 code for a protein of 95 amino acids. NCBI's taxonomy places the organism in Eukaryota, Fungi, Ascomycota, Dothideomycetes, Pleosporales. The record is from RefSeq and is a predicted model, not a curated record. The transcript has a single exon.
AUGUGUGGGGAACGACCGCACACGCUCGUCAUAGUUUGGUUGGUUCACUGCUUGGACGCCUUCCCUUCGCCACUGCAGCCGCCGUAGCCGUCGUCGUCGAGUCUUAGCUUCGCCAUCCCCCCUAUGCAUGCACGGCGCCAGCCCUGGUCGUCAAAUGUAACAACAACGUUUGUUUUCUUCUAUGUCUAUAUUCAUGCCUAUCUUCUGAACUGUUUAGCUUUUGUCGGUUCGCGCACAAUACCCUUCAUAUCGGUUUUGACCUCGGGUUUCUCUUUUGAAUUGGGUACGGCUGAUAUCCCUCCGGCGUUUUGGUUCGUUGACUAUGAACGAGGUGCUCGGCGCAUGUUAUGGGAAAGGAAGUAUGCGAGGAGGACGUCUUCCCUGCUGAAAGGAAGGAAGGAAGCACUUUGACGUCUUACAGGAUGAUGGUCAUGAGGGCAUAUGCGAUGAUGCGGUUAGCCGCUGUUGGGAAUUCGUCGAUUCGCGUGAUCUUGCGGCGCGCUUUGAUCUUGUAGGUGGGAUUGAAU